AGGUUUUUAUACCAUGUAUUCUUGCUAUCUGGAAAAUCAUAUGAACCGUAAAGAAACUCAGUUAUUCCUUUAUCACUUAUUUUAUAGAAUGUCUUUGAUAGUAGAAGAAAUAGAAUUUUCAAAGGUAAAAUGACCUGGAUUGAAUACAAUGGAGAAGAUAUUGCUGACUCAGAAAUUUGUAUCGAAUUCAUUAGAAAUAUAUUCAAUGUAGACUUGAACAAAGAGUUCACCCCAGAGGAAAUAGCGUCUGGAUUCAUGAUUCAAAAAAUGGUGGAAGAACAUUUGUAUUGGACAAUGGCAUUGAAUCGUUGGGUGUACGAGCGCGGGUUAAGAAUUCACUCCAUUACACCUCUGCCUUUUUAUAUGAGAUUCCUCAUUUGCCGCCAUAUAAGUAAAAAGGCACAAGUUCAAGGCGUAGGUAGACACAGCGAGGAGGAAGUUCAAAACGUCAUGAUCCACGAUCUGGAGAACCUCUCCGUGUAUAUGGGAUCCAAAAAGUUCCUGCUUGGAGAUAAACCUUCUCAGGCCGAUUGCGCUGUAUUUGGAAUGUUGUCACAGUUCUACUGGCAGGGAUUCGGAGGGAAAAGAGAGGAAGCAAUAAAACAAUUUCCAAACCUAUGCAGUUACUGUGAUCGAAUGAAAGCCGAAUUCUGGCCAGAUUGGGAGGAGUGCAUAAUUCAUGGUGGAACGAGAAAGGCAACGAUUCACAAAAUAGAACUCUCAGUGCGUAUUGUCAAUACAUGAAAUGUAUAUCGAUAUAUAUUUACUGCAACAUAAAAUGAAAUAACAAAAGGAGUUUAACUUUGUAUAUCUUACAUAUGUCAUGGAAUAAAAUUUUACUCAUACAAUGAAUAGGAGAAUCAACGAAGUAUGUUGC
Ostrea edulis (European flat oyster) is the source of this 877-nucleotide messenger RNA. Its product is annotated as failed axon connections homolog. Bases 130 to 744 code for a protein of 204 amino acids. Lineage: Eukaryota; Metazoa; Mollusca; Bivalvia; Ostreida; Ostreidae. The transcript is spliced from 4 exons. Gene Ontology annotation, cellular component: cytoplasm. The record is from RefSeq and is a predicted model, not a curated record.